AUGUGUUACGAAGGUUUCAAUACAAGUGAAGAACCUUCAAGUCCAAGUGUUGGUUCUUCAGCAAUACCAAUUGACAUGGAAGAAGUAAAUCCAACACCAAAUGUGGAAAUCAUAGGAUUGGAAGGAACAGAGGAUGAUGUUGGAAAGGACGUUGGUAGAGAAGUUGAAGAAGUGGAAGGAGAUUGUGAACCUUAUAAGAAGCAGAAAAGGAAAAAAUCAUUUGUUAUUUGGCAGGAAAUAACAGUGGUGCGACUUGAGAAUGGGGAAGAAAAAGUGCAAUGCAAUCACUGCAACAUCAAAUUGAAAAAGCAAAAGGAUGGCACAACCACGCAAUAUAAAAGACAUUUAGACAAUUGCAUAAAACGUAGAAUCAAUCUUUCAGGGCAAAGGAAUAUUUGUGUGGUUCCAUCAACACAAAAAUCAGAGAGUGUUAGUAGUGUUCAGAGUUGGAAGUAUGAUCAAGCAAGGAUGAGGGAGGUUAUAUCUCACAUGAUUAUGGUUCACGAAUUGCCAUUUUCUUUUGUUGAGUAUGAACUCUUUAACAUAGUCAUGCAACCUGCAAGUCCAUAUUAUGAGCGAAUUGGUCGAACAACAACCACAAAAGAUUGUUGGUCAACUUAUGAGCUAGAAAAGAAACGAGUACAAGGGUUGUUGAAUUCAGUUGACAAAAUUAGUAUCACAACUGACAUUUGGACAUCAAAUCAAAACAUUCAAUACAUGGUGAUAACUGCUCAUUUUGUGGACAUGGAUAGUAAGUUGCAGAAAAGAGUUCUAAACUUUGUUGAAGUGCUUCCCCCGCAUACCGGUAUAUGUGUUUGUGAUGCAAUAUACAAAUGCUUGCAAGGAUGGGGUAUUAAAGAGAAAGUGUGGACAAUCACGGUGGAUAAUGCUUCCUAUAAUGAUUCAGCUGUGAGGUGGAAUCCAACGUUUGCUAUGUUGUCUUCUGCUUUGGAUUUCAAGCAAGUAUUUCCUUGGUAUCAACUUCGAGAUCCAAAUUACAAAUGCUUGCCCACGGAGGAUGAUUGGCAAAAGGUUGAAGAGAUUUGCUCUUUAUUGGUGCAUUUUAAUGAGGUUACCAAAAUUAUCUCAGGUUCUGAAUAUCCAACAUCAAAUUUGUUUCUUCUUGAACUAUAUAACAUCAAAGAAAUUCUUUGUCUAAAGUCUGAAAGUCUAAAACCUUGGAUGGAAAACAUGGCUCGAAGGAUGCAUCAAAAGUUUGACAAGUAUUGGAGUAGUAGAAAUCUAUUGCUUUCUAUUGCUGCUGUUUUAGAUCCUAGGAAUAAGAUGACAUUUAUUGAAUUUUCUUUUCCAGUCAUUUAUUCUGAGCAUGAAGCUACUAGACAAAUUGCUAUUGUGCAUGAUGCUUUGAAUGAGUUAUACAAGAUAUAUUUGGAUAAACAUGCAACAGUUUCAAACCAAUCAAUGGACAAUGAUUCUCAACCAAGGAAUACUUUUGAAAACGGUGUUACUUCUGGUUGGAAAGGGAAGGGAUUGGUUGUUCAAACUAGGAGAGCAAAAUUUGAGAAAUUUGAGGGUGUUUAUAUUUGUGAAGGAGGUUCUACUGAAUUUAAUGCAUUGGAUUGGUGGAAGUCAAUGGACUUGAAGUUUAAAGUAUUAUCCAAAAUGGCAUGUGAAAUCUUAUCAAUUCCAAUCACAACAGUUGCUUCAAAGUCAACAUUUAGUGCUGGUGGUAGGGUUAUUGAUACAUGUCGAGCAUCUUUGGGGACUAAUACUGUUCAAAUGCUACUUUGUGGAAGUGACUGGUUGCGUAACUUAUAUGAUAUGAAAAGAAAACCAAAAUUUACUAAAGAUGUGAAGACGAUAUCACUGGAAUGA
Molecule: messenger RNA, 1836 nt
Organism: Ipomoea triloba (trilobed morning glory)
Lineage: Eukaryota; Viridiplantae; Streptophyta; Magnoliopsida; Solanales; Convolvulaceae
Exons: 5
Coding region: 1-1836 (611 amino acids)
Molecular function (GO): DNA binding; protein dimerization activity
Source: RefSeq, a predicted model, not a curated record